Capronia epimyces CBS 606.96 is the source of this 1062-nucleotide messenger RNA. RefSeq names its product nitrogen metabolite repression protein nmrA. The transcript has 2 exons. Bases 1 to 1062 code for a protein of 353 amino acids. Lineage: Eukaryota; Fungi; Ascomycota; Eurotiomycetes; Chaetothyriales; Herpotrichiellaceae. The record is from RefSeq and is a predicted model, not a curated record.
AUGCCAAAUCCCAAAAAAACCAUAGCCAUCGUCAAUGGAACGGGUCGCCAGGCAGCCUCAGUGAUCCGGGCCGUGUCCGCGGUCGGAUAUGCUGUGCGCGCUCAGGUCUACUCGACAGAAGGCCUGGUGGCGGAGGAGCUGGCCGAAUUGCCCAAUGUCACCUUGUUCGAAGGAGAGUUGCUGGACAACCCGGCGCUCAUAGACACCAUCUUUGAUGGCGCGCACAUUGCCUUCAUCAACACCAUCCAUCUUGCUGGCGAUGAGAUCAAGAUAGGAAAAGCACUAGCCAGCGCGGCCAAGAAGAAAAAUAUCCAGCAUUUCGUCUAUAGCAGCAUGCCCGACCACUCGAUACACAACCCCAAGUGGCCGGCUCUCCCUCUGUGGGCCUGCAAAUUCACCGUCGAGAACUAUAUCAGACAACUCGGACUGCCGGCGACGUUUGUCUACGCUGGGAUCUACAACAACAACUUCACCAGCCUGCCAUAUCCUCUAUUCUGCAUGGAGUUCAAGGACGACGGAACGCUCGAGUGGCGAGCCCCCUUCCAUCCCGACAUCAAGUUGCCCUGGGUCGAUGCGGAACAUGAUGUUGGCCCUGCGGUCCUCCAAAUCUUCAAGGAGGGCCCGACCAAAUGGAACGGAUCAAGGAUCGCCUUGGCCUUUGAAACCCUCACACCUCUGCAAGUAUGCGAGAUAUUUGGACGAGAACUGGAACGGCCGUGCAAAUAUGUCUUUGACCAGCACAUCGAAAUCAAGGUUCCUGUACCCGACGCCUAUCGACAGCAGCUGGCCGGCAUUGAGCUCCUUUUCGGCAUCUACAAUGCGCCCUACUAUCCCGGGUCAGACUUUGAAUACAGUUCUCGUCGGAAGGGCAGCAACGAGACCAUUACCGGGAGAUCCAGCCAUGAACCAUCAGGCAAGGGCAGGCCAGGGAAACUGACUGACGACGCAAGGAAACUCUGGCCUGGUUGGCGGUCCUUGAGCGAGUACGUUAGCACCGCAUUCAUCGUCGAAGAGGAGGCGAAUGGGAAGACAUGGAUGAUCGACAAGACUUUCAGCAGUUGA